This is a messenger RNA of Folsomia candida, 1698 nucleotides long. RefSeq lists its product as uncharacterized. Bases 34 to 765 code for a protein of 243 amino acids. The record is from RefSeq and is a predicted model, not a curated record. The transcript is spliced from 2 exons. Gene Ontology annotation, molecular function: protein binding. NCBI's taxonomy places the organism in Eukaryota, Metazoa, Arthropoda, Collembola, Entomobryomorpha, Isotomidae.
UUGAUCAAUUGGUUCCCCAGGAAUCAUUCCGAAAUGGAGUUGAGCCUUCCCUUUCCACGCCCACACCUGGCCGUUACGUUGCCUGAAAUUGUACGUGAAAUAGUGUCCUUCCUCCCCAACCACGACCUCCGUGAGAACGUCACCCGGGUUUCCCGUAGAUGGGAAGAUGCCGCUCGAAAACGACUCAUUUCCCGAGUCUGUGUUACCCUCACCCCGAAAAAUAUGGCGGGAUACCUUGAACAGACCAAUAUUCGAGGAAACCACCACAAAUGUGUCUUCCUUUCUGAGUUCAAUUUCGAAGAUUUGUCCCACGAGGAGUCCAAUCUGCUCGAAAAUUUUACCUACAGGGCGACCCCGCUCAUUACCGAGUUACAUUUGGACUACUUCCCGCACGAAUUGUUCAUCCACCCUCACGUCGCCACACUAUUCUCACAUUGCCCUAAGCUAGAAUUUGUCUCAUUUUCUCCAAAGACGUUUAGAAUUCCAACGAUGAAAAGUUCCCUGUCAAGCGGUGUAAGUUUCCCAACCGUUAGAAAAUUUAAGAUAGGAUAUAAUUCAGGAAUCGAUGCGGUCUUGAAAACCUUAAGUGCGACAAAUUUCCUUCAAAUUGUUUCAAUAUUCCCGAACCUUAAAAUCCUACGGGGUGAAACCCUUCCACAACACGUUUUAGAGUAUUUUCUCUCCAAUAAGGGGUCAAUUGAGACAAUUUCAAUGAUCUUACAUGACACCCAUUUCGAUCGAAAAACGAUCCCAGUUUCUGACUAGGCUAGAAUUUCAGGUUGGAUUAGAAAAUCAGGCGAGAAAUUAUGACGUGAUUCUUGAUGUGUUUGCUGAUCAGCUGGUAAAACUCAAACUUACCGCGGACUCCAACUUGCCGCGGAGAUUAUUAGAUUUGAAUGAGGGCAAGGUACUCGUGACAAUUAAUUUCCCAAAGGUGUUACCAAGACUGAAAUGUUUGGCCAUUGGGAUCCCUCGAGGUCUAAGUUUUGGUCAAAAAUUGGGAACAGUUCCGGGGCUACAUUUAAACCUGGGGGGCUAUUCGAUACAACUUCCCGCCCUGGAAAAAUUAGUUAUCGCGGAGCGGGAUGAGUGGGAGACUAAAUACUGGUCGCAGGAUGAGACGGAGGAGGAGCAAGAAUGGUUUGAAAUUUGGGCAGAAUUUUUAGCCAAAUAUUUCCUGCGGGGGGAGUGUCUUACCUUGAGAGAUCUUAAGGUUCCACUACCUCCCGGGGAAAGGGUGGGGUUUAAAUUGUUUCAAAAAUUGGGAGGUGGGAGAAAUAAGGUUAUUUCUGAGUUGGUAGAUUGUUCCGAUUUUUUCGAACGGAUUGUGACCACGUUUCCAAAUUUGAGGUGGGAAAUGUUUCAGGGGGUGGAUCCUGAGAGGGUGGAAGAAUGGGUGCGGAUCGGGUGUGAGAUGGGGUUGCUGGAGAAGAAAGGGUUGAAUUUGGGAUAAAUUAAGAAAGUGGAGUUGAUUUUGAGAGAUGUAUAGUAAUUUUUGAAUUUACAUAAAUUUUGAAGGUAUACAGUAUGUAACAUCAAAAUAUUUGUAAUUAAAAACAAUCUUGCCUCCAUUCCAUUAAAAAUUUACCACAAUGUAGUUUGAUAUAGUGUUAUUAAAUAGUAUAAAAAUAGUUUCGAAACAUCUACCAUUUCUUGAGAAAAUUGAAUUUAAAUUUGAGAAACAAUAUCGUAGCUAUA